Oldenlandia corymbosa var. corymbosa is the source of this 3621-nucleotide messenger RNA. The record is from the annotation of a GenBank genome assembly. Lineage: Eukaryota; Viridiplantae; Streptophyta; Magnoliopsida; Gentianales; Rubiaceae.
AUGUCAGGCAGUUCUCAUUCGAGAACUAAGUUGGAUUUUCUGUUUUUGCAGCUCAAACAAGGGCGAGUUGGAGUUUUUGAUGCAUUCUUGCCUCUAGAUACGUGGAAAUCGUUAUUUGAAAGAGAGGAGACACAUUUAUUUGCACAAAAUGACUACCGGGAAGAGUCGGAUUCCGACUACAUAGCUUUAAGUGAAAGCGAAGAAGACUGUGAUGUCUCCGGAGAGAGUGAUUUUGAAGAAAGUGAUGAUGAAAGGUUGGAAAAUGAGGAAAGGGAUUGUAAUCUAUUCGCCCGACGCCAUGUAUAUAGUAAGAUGGGGAACUGGGAUGCCUCAUGUGUAGACAAGGAUGAGUUUGCUCUUAAGAUGUGGGAUGAGACACCCGAAGGAAUGGACAUUGAUGUUUGUUUCAAAUCUCAAUCAGAAGCAAAGCAUGCUAUGAAAUUAUGGAACAUCCAUCAUAAAAGGGAAUAUACGGUCGCCGCGAGUAGUCCAAGGACGUGGGCUGUGCGGUGCAGAACAUUUAAUGUGGAAAGUGAGGAUGGUGAACCACCAUGUGAGUGGAAGAUGCGUGUGUCAUUGAAAGCUCACGGCCUUCAUGAAAUUGUGAGAAGGCAUGAUGCACAUAAUUGCAUGACUCCUGUGAAUGAUAAUGACAGUCGGUGUGUGGACGCGUCUUUGAUUGCUAGACUCAUCAGGAGAAAGGUUGAGAACAACGUAGAUUAUACGGUAGCCUCGACACAGAAAGAUGUGAAGACCUUAUUGAAAGUAGAUGUGCCAUACAAAAGGGCGUGGCACAGGAGGAGGAAAGCCAUAGAAGUAGUCUCUGGUGAUUGGACAUCGAAUUUCGAAGAACUUCCACGGUAUAUCGCUGCGCUUAAGUUUACUAAUCCUGAGAUUGUAGUAGAGUGGGAAUGGAAGGAGGGACAAGAAGGUUGGAACAGGGGAAAUAAGACAUUUAAAUACGUCUUCUGGUCAUUUGCACCGGUGGCUGAGACGUUUUUUGAAUGUCCACCGGUCAUUUGUAUCGAUGGAACCUUUUUACGUGGUGGAUACAAGGGUAAAUUGCUUGUUGCGGUGGUCUAUACCGCAAACAAGCACAUUUUACCGGUUGUAUUUGCGAUUGUGGAUGAGGAGACAGUAGAGAGUUGGACAUUUUUUAUGAGGAAUUUGAGGUUGUGGGUUGUGUAUGAUAGAAUCGUAAGUGUGAUAUCCGACCGGAAUGCAGGGUUGUUGAGCGUAAUGUCACAGAUGGAUGAAUGGCGUCAUUUAGGUGAUGGUGGGCACUUUCUUUGCCUCCGCCACGUUCGCAGCAAUCUUGUGUCACGAUAUAAUAGCAAAAAGGUGAAGCGGUUAUGUUGGGAGAUGGGCACGACGUUUUCAAGAGUGAAAUACAACCGUAUGAGGGCAGAGCUUAUUGAAUUCAAACCUGCUGCAUGGGAGUAUCUUCGAGGGAUUGGAGGGAGUAACUGGGCUCGAUUGAAAGCCGGUCUUCGCCGUUGGGGCAUAGCGACAACCAACAUUUCUGAGAGUUACAACAAUGCGUUGAAAGGGAUCCAUUUUUUACCAAUUAGAGCCUUGAUCGAUGCAACCUUUUGCAAAACUGUUAAAUUCUAUAGAGAAGAACAAUUGUCUGCGAGAAAUUGCAUGACACCGAUCCCUCCUGAGUUAUGGAAAAAAUACGAGAAAAUGAAUGACAAAGCAGCUAGUUUUGAAGCCACCCCUUUCGAUGGUGAUGAUGCUAUGUGGCGUGUUGUUACUGCCACACGCCUAAGUGGCAGGGGUGGGUCUCUGCAUACGGUGAACUACGAUGAACAUAGGAUUGAAAUGGCGACGCCGGCAUCGGGCUCGCAAUAUGACUAUCAACCUAAACAUCUUCACCCGGGACCUAUACAAGAUAAAAUGCUAUAUCGUCAAACAAAGCAUAGGUCCCAAGCUGUCUAUGAGAACAAGAUACCGGACAUUAAAACAUUCCGCCUCAAGGGCUGUAGAUACGACAGCGAUUUUUGGGCAUUACACAAAAAUACGGCACCGGAGGUUAAGGAAGUCAUUAGGAGAUCCUGUUUUGAGGGGAUCAUGAAAGUAGGGUGGGAAUGUAGGUACACCUACGGCGACGCCCCAAGGAGCAGCACUCCACCUUUUAGAGAUCAAUUAACAAGUCCGCGUGUUGAAGAUUUUCGGUGGCAACCAUAUGCACAUGUCCUCCAUAGACUCCCUGAUUUCUGUACACAAGGCCAAGCCAUUUGGACGACUAGGUGUUGGAUGUUCUGUUGGGCUAUUAGGGAACUCCACGAGUCGGGCAGAGUCGUAAGACAAUUUGGAUACAUACAGGAUGUUCCCAAGCGCCCCAUGAUUAAAGAUAACGCAGCAUUCCUUCUCGAUCACGCCCACAGUAUGUCUGGGUAUCCUAGCAAUAAUUGGGUGGACCACCAUUCUGCAGUACGUCGUCAUUGGAAUAGGAAAGAAGAGUUUGUGCUACGAGAUUUGGAGGAAGAAGAUCCUGGUUCCGUAUAUGAGGGGUACUAUGAAUGGUUCAUGGUGAACACUGUCAGACUGAUAUCCUAUCCUGGUAAUUAUGAACCUCAAGGAUACGAGACUUCUUCCAGCCGCGUGAAAUUAUAUGGUGAAGUAUUGAACAACAUUCGCGUGAGUACCGAGAGGUUUAGAGAAAAACGAGAAGAUGAUAAUCUCCUAGACGAAGAACUUGACAAGCAUUUGGACGAUAUCAUCAAUCAAACACAUGCUGUUUUAACCUUAGGCGCAAAUGAUGAGAUGAAGGUGGAGGAUACCCAAAUCCUGGUUGAUGAAGAUCCAUCUUUGCCCUCACAACCUCCGCCGGGUAAAAAAGCGAAACCGUGGUCGAGAGAUAAGAUUGGAGGAGGAAGAAAGAGGAAGUUCAACAUCGCUAAUCCGACCACCGGUUGCCAGAAGAAACUGGAAAUCGACGAUGACCAGAAACUCCGUGCUUUCUAUGACAAGAGAAUUUCUCAAGAAGUGAGCGGGGAUGAAUUGGGUGACGAAUUCAAGGGUUAUGUCUUCAAGAUCAUGGGAGGCUGUGAUAAGCAGGGUUUCCCCAUGAAGCAGGGUGUGUUGACUCCUGGACGUGUUCGCCUUCUUCUUCACCGAGGCACGCCUUGUUUCCGUGGCUAUGGAAGGCGCAAUGGAGAGCGUAGAAGGAAGUCUGUUCGUGGUUGUAUUGUUAGCCCCGACCUCUCUGUCCUUAACUUGGUCAUAGUGAAGAAAGGUGAUGCCGAUCUGCCUGGUCUCACUGACAUCGAGAAACCCAGGAUGAGGGGUCCAAAGAGGGCCUCAAAGAUUAGGAAGCUCUUUAACCUUACCAAACAAGAUGAUGUUACAAAGUAUGUUAACACAUACCGCAGGACCUUUACCACCAAAAAUGGUAAGAAAGUCAGCAAGGCCCCUAAGAUUCAGAGGCUUGUCACUCCUUUGACUCUUCAAAGGAAGAGAGCUAGAAUUGCCGAUAAGAAGAAGAGGAUCGCCAAGGCUAAGACUGAAGCUGCUGAGUAUCAGAAGCUUCUUGCCUCCAGGUUGAAGGAGCAACGUGAUAGAAGAAGCGAGAGCUUGGCAAAGAAGAGGUCCAGGAUUUCAGAGGCCAAGAAGUGA